This is a messenger RNA of Tetrahymena thermophila SB210, 495 nucleotides long. RefSeq names its product merozoite surface protein, putative. Lineage: Eukaryota; Ciliophora; Oligohymenophorea; Hymenostomatida; Tetrahymenidae. The record is from RefSeq and is a predicted model, not a curated record. The transcript has 6 exons.
AUGGGAUGCUGUUAAUCAUAAAGCUAGUUUAGUGACAAAGACCAAUUAGUAAAUAAUCAAGACUAGAAGACCAAAGAAAAGACAGACAUUCAGCUACAACAGCAACAACAAACGAGACGAAGCACCAAUGAAAUCCAAUAAAAUAUAAAAGAAAUUCAAAAUGCAGAUAAAACCUCAAAAGAUUAGUCAACAUCAAAGUAAGUUGCUGAAUAAUCUGUUUCAAAAACACAUAACCAAAGCAACUUACCGAAUUCAUAGAAUGGUGGAAUGGUGACCAAUAGUUUAGCAAGAGAAAACGAAAAGAGUCCUUCUAAUAAUAACGAAACUUAACCUGAUGCUGGUAAAUAAGAAGAUAAAAUUAACACUUAAAUGAGUUAAGAUAUACACGAUGAAAAUUAAAUAGAUGGUAGUGAAGAUGAUGAAGAUGAAGAUGAAUAGGUAGUCAAUAUCAUUGAUUAAAUUAUAAAUUAAAGAAGAGAAAAUAUGGAGAGUUGA